AUGGCGGUUAUGCACGCGCAGCAGGGAGCGGCGACAAGAUCGCGCAGGAGACGCGGAGGAAGCGGAGGGACCUCCGCUACGAAAUCAGCAGUCUGUGGAAGCUGGGUUGGCCGCUUGCAAUGGAGCUGCUUCCUGGCUCUUGCGGGUCUGGUGGUUCUGGUGUCUGGCCAAAAGGACUUGUAUGAGGUCCUGGGUCUAGGGAGAGGGGCGAGCUCCUCUGAGAUCAAGAAGGCGUACCGGCAGCUGUCGCUCAAGUACCACCCGGACAAGAACCCUAGCGAGGACGCCGCGACACGUUUCGCGGAGGUGGCGUCUGCCUACGAGGUGCUCUCCGACGAGGAAAAGCGGGAUACGUACGACCGGUUCGGCGAAGAAGGCCUUAAGCGCACGGAGCAGGGCGGCAGCGCAGACCCCUUCGGCGACAUGUUCUCACACUUUGGGUUCGGUGGAGGCCGGCGUCAACGAGAAGAGAGCCGAACGCCAAACGUGGAGAUCCCGUUGCGAGUAUCCCUGCGUCAGCUGUACGAGGGGGACACUUUCGACACCGUCUACGUCCGCCAGGCGAUGUGCGUUGGGGCGGGGCAGUGCGAAAAGAAAUGCAAGGAUUGCCAGGGCCCCGGCAUCGCCGUCAGGAUGCACCAGCUCGGCCCAGGCUUCGUGCAGCAGGUUCAGAUCCGAGACGACAACUGCAUAGCGCGAGGAAAGUGCUGGAAGAAGAAUUGCUCGGCCUGCCCGAAGGGUCCGACCCAACAGGAGGAGGUUAUCUUGACGGCGGAGGUGCAGAAGGGCAUGCGAGACAGAGACACGAUCGUCUUCGAAGAGGUGGCGGACGAGAUGAUCGGGCACAGGGCGGGGCACCUGGUGUUCAUCAUCGAGACGCUCGUCCACCCGGACUUCACGAGGAGGAACGACGACUUGCACAUGGAUAUGGAGAUCCCGCUCGUAGAGGCCCUGUCCGGUUUCGAAGUCAACUUCAAGCACUUGGACGGUCACACGGUGAAGGUGAAGAAGCAGGGGAUCACGUCUCCCGGCGACGUGAUGCAGCUAAAGAAGGAAGGCAUGCCCCGGAGAGGGAGCAACGGGAAAACCUUCGGCAGCCUCUACAUACGAUUUUCGAUCGCUUUCCCCAAGGCGCUGUCCGCCGAGCAAGUGACAACUCUGCGAGGCGUGCUGCUAGAGGGGGAGGACGAUAAGGCGGACGCGACGCAGGAGUUGUAG
Ectocarpus siliculosus is the source of this 1218-nucleotide messenger RNA. NCBI's taxonomy places the organism in Eukaryota, Phaeophyceae, Ectocarpales, Ectocarpaceae. The record is from the annotation of a GenBank genome assembly.